Molecule: messenger RNA, 993 nt
Organism: Laetiporus sulphureus 93-53
Lineage: Eukaryota; Fungi; Basidiomycota; Agaricomycetes; Polyporales; Laetiporaceae
Exons: 4
Coding region: 1-993 (330 amino acids)
Source: RefSeq, a predicted model, not a curated record
AUGCAGUUCGCGCAGCCCACCAGGGGAUACUACCUUAAUCGCGCCGACGAUCGUCGGUCCUCUUCUCCCUCCUCCAGCGGCAGCUCGUCGGGGCCGCGCACACCCCAGACGUAUUACCACUCCCGCAUUAUCCCGCUGCCGCCGGUGACGCCACACCACACAUUCGUACAACUUCCUCUUUCCCCGCCACCUUCUCCUGUCUGUGUAACGCCGCAGGUAGAGAUUUCGCGAUUCUUCGAAGCAAAGCCGGGGCAGCCUUCUCGCAUUAAGUGGAACAUUACCCAGGAUCCGAGGAAGUACGCGUUCGACCGCAAAUACGGCAGGCCGUUGUCGCCUGAGCAGCUCGCGGAGCCUGCUACUAUGCCAUCAUACCCCUUAUUGGCCAUCUCCAUUGCCGACCUUGAAUACCCUUUCACCAUCGAUGUCAGCGCAUCGACCCCUUACUCAGAGGUGACGGUCGAGAACGUAUUGAUGGCUAUCUACAACGAUGUGCGCCGGCGUGUGUCGUCGAGAGAACUAAAGGAGGUGGGGUUGGAUGACAGGACGAGGGAGCAAAUCGAGGUCUUCUGUCGCCGCCGGAUGGGCGCGACGCCAGCUGGUCGAAUGGUACUCGUUCACAAGUCCGUCAGAGUGGCCUUCCAGCAUUCGGGCAACCAUAUAUGGUCUGCUAUCGGGAAGGUAGAUGUAACUCAAACGUAUCCAUUCACAAGGCGAUGCAUCCCGAACGAAGCUCUCUGCGGUGGCAGUACCUCGCUGGUCCUUGUGCUUCAGGCUACACUCUGCGAUUGUUUGCUAUCUAACCUCACUUUUCCUUCUAUCAUGCAUGUCCUACUUGACACACCACCUCGACUCGGCCUUUUAGAAGGCUAUACACUAUGGGCGCUAUUAUGCGCGGUGCUGUUGGUCCCUGGUCAGAGCGUGAAAGGUCAUCCUGCUGGAGUCUCGCUCAAUACGCUUGGACGUUCUGUUUCAUGUUUCGAGUUUGGCGCUUGA